Lutzomyia longipalpis is the source of this 2840-nucleotide messenger RNA. RefSeq names its product serine/arginine repetitive matrix protein 1. NCBI's taxonomy places the organism in Eukaryota, Metazoa, Arthropoda, Insecta, Diptera, Psychodidae. The transcript is spliced from 6 exons. Bases 655 to 2301 code for a protein of 548 amino acids. The record is from RefSeq and is a predicted model, not a curated record.
UGUGUUAUAGGGUGCUCAUUUGGUUUUGUGAGAAGAAAAUUCCGUCUCCUUUGCAUUGACUUUUUCAGUGGAUUUUUCGCAGUCAUUUACGUGCGGAAAAGUGCUAAAUAAACUGGAAAAGUGUUCUUUGGACCACCCUUUUGUGACUCUAAUUGUAAAAUAUAAAUACUUUGGGAUUUUUAGUGAGAUUUCUUGCAAAGUGCUUUCGUGGAUGAGAGUUUUCUUUUUGACAGAUCGGACUGCUGCGAAUUUUCCUCAAUAUUUUAUUGAAAUUUUCCCCAAGUUUUCUUUCAGUAAUUAUUAUUUCUGCACAUUUUGUGUUCGUGCGUGAAUUGUAGUGAAUCAUUUUAAGUAGGUGAUUUCAUGCCUGAAAUGACAGAAAAACUUCAAUAAAGCUUAUCUCCCAUUUUGAGAGAUUUCAAAGAAAAUGGACACAUAAACUUUCUUGUGAAAAGAAAAAAAAACAUAAUUUUGCAAGCUCCGUGGACUUCCGGAAAGUAGGGUGAACCGUUUACCCACAAUAUACAGCAGAGACUCUCGGGAUACGCGUGAAGAUCGGUAAAUCGCGUGAAGAAAUACGUGCAACGAGCGCGUCGUGAAGCUUUCCGGAAACGAAAGAGCUUGCGUGGAAUUCCAUUUGACAGGUGGGGGGCGAUGUCCGUUCGGCGUCGGGACGCUGUGGCUGGGUCCAAUUCGAAAUUACGUAUGGAUCGGCAGCCAGCCGUGGCUCGUAUAACAGACCCCAGCCUUCCUGCGGGUAAGCGCAAAGAGAUUGACAAUGUGAUGAAGAAGGCGCGCGCUUCAACUGGCGAGUAUUGGGAUAAGAAAUUGCUGGAAGCUGAAGAAAAGGAUCCCAAUCGUUGGCGCCAUACCGGCUACAAGAAGCUCUACAUUGAAGGUGAGAGCUCCACCGAGGAUAGCGAUGCUGACUAUCGAGCCUACAACGCGAGACGCGCGUCGCGUAGUCGCUCACGGGGGCGCCGAAGUGCGCCCAGGUCACCGGACCCGAGGCGUCCAAAAUCUCCUGACGCACGGAGACGUAUGCCGCGCUCGCCGGAUUUGCGUACAAAGAGACCACGGUCACCGGCUGAGCCGCCAAUUCGUCGUAGGUCUCCUCGUUCACCUAGGUCGCCGCCUAGGUCACCCUUGCACGACAUGAGGCGUCGAUCGCCGGGUGUGCAUGGGAAAUCUAAGGCAUCCCAGAUGUUGGUACGCUCUAAAAGGCCACCAUCACCGCCUCCAAAGCCAACAAGAUCACCGUCUCGGAGUAGUCUCAGCAGCUGUUCAGAUGAAUCCUGUUCAGUUUGUUCUCCAAAACCAAGGCAUGGUCAUACGAGAUCACGUUCGGUUUCGUUGUCGCGCUCGCGUCCAAUGCCACGAUCGCCACCACUCCCGAAGAGUGGGUCUCGAGUGGCGUCGUUGCACGGUAAAUCGAAAGCCCCCUCGGGCACAUCUUCGUCGGGCUACCACAGUGGGAAUCGUGGAAAUGCGCGUCCUGCCAGUCCGCCGCCGGUGGCAUCGUCGUCGAAGCGCCUGGCAAAGGUGCGUCCGGAUGCCGAGAAACCGCGUCCCACUACGCGUCAUAUCCCACUGGAGACCGUCGUGGAGCCCGAUAUGAAGCACGGCAAACGAUCGUCGCGGAAGCAACUUAUUCCGGAGGAUCCACGCUUAAAGAUACGUCCUCCGGAGCCACCACAGCCCGUUGCUGUGGAAUCUUCGGGGCAUUCGAAGAGGCACAAGGAAAAGGCAGCAGAAAAGCUACGGGCAAGGGUGAAAAUUGAAGGUGAAAAACGGAAGAAGCGUCGUUCAUCAUCAUCCGGAUCGGAUGAUUCGAGCAGCAGCAGCAGCUCCUUGCCGGCUUUCACAGCUACCACCAGGCUCACACUGUCAGAGCGUUUUGGGAAGAUGGCACAGUGGAGUGUGGAUAGGAGUAACAUGGAGAAUAUGAGAAUCACCAAGGAUAGUGCGGGAGGGGCACUUAAGGUUAUGAUUGAAGAAGGGAUGGAGUCUCCACCGGCUAGGAAUUACUCACCAGCACCACCUGGGCACUUUCCUGAGGAGUUAGCCGUAACAGCACCAACGGGAUUAAUGUCUUGGGAUGAUGUGAGAGUUCGAUAUGAAUACUACAAGAGUCGUGGUUAUCUCAGAGAUUUGGAUCUUCAGGAUUACAUCAAAUGGGAAGAAUGGUGGUAUCGCUAUCAAGAAUGGCUAAAACAGGAGAGAUACUAUGAAUUUCUAGAGCGUCAGCAGAUGCGUGGGCGUCGCAGGAAGAAGAUUCCCAUUGCACAGAGGCUGAAUUAGAUGGUGGAGUAGAAUGUGUGCCAUUCUCUGUGCAAAUUCUCCGUAAAUUUAGCCUUCCGUCAAAUCUCUUAGCCAUUUUUUUUAACAGUUGGAGGAUCGAAGUUUCUAACCUCAAAAGUUUGACCUUCAUUUUCUCUUAAAAAAAAUAUUUUUCCGUGUUUUCUUUCGACGUUAUUGAAUGUAUUGAAACUUUCCUAUACACAGAUGUAGAAUUUACCACGAAAUGUUAAAUAGAUUUUAAUUCUGAGGCGAUUGAAAAAAGUCGAAUUGGCCACUUUGGCCAGCAAAAUCCUCCAAGGGUUAAACCAACAUUGCAUCCCUUCUGCGAUGCCAAAAAUUGUCCAAUAAAAAUUUUUCUUUUCAUUGCUAUUCAUUUAUUCUUUCAGUGCUUUUUUUUAUUUUGAGUUUUCUUACAUUUUACAACAAUAAAAAUCUCAUCUUUUUUUUUAUUAGAAUUUACAUUACACAAAAUAUAAAAUUAUAUAAUUAUAAAAAGCAAGAGAAAGAAAUCAAUAAAAUCAAUGUUCUUUUGGUGAAAA